Molecule: messenger RNA, 2773 nt
Organism: Ceratosolen solmsi marchali
Lineage: Eukaryota; Metazoa; Arthropoda; Insecta; Hymenoptera; Agaonidae
Gene: Myb
Product: proto-oncogene like protein Myb
Exons: 10
Coding region: 22-2298 (758 amino acids)
Biological process (GO): regulation of DNA-templated transcription
Cellular component (GO): nucleus
Molecular function (GO): DNA-binding transcription factor activity, RNA polymerase II-specific; RNA polymerase II cis-regulatory region sequence-specific DNA binding
Source: RefSeq, a predicted model, not a curated record
GGAAGGAAGGAAGGAAGGAAAAUGGAGUCUAUGCCACCGUGUCCCUCUGCUCUGCUGAUUGCUGGCAAGAGAGUCGAUAUUGCAAGCUAUCAUUCCAGCUUCUAUUCGCCUCCACCAACCGAAGCAUCGAGAUCAGGUUAUGACUCAAGUAGCGGUGAUGAGUCCGAAAUCGAAUAUAAUUCGUCCAUCUGUAAUCAAACAGCUUCACAAAAUAACUCUAAUACGACUGCGAAUAAUUCAGGCCAAGGGAAACACAUUAAUAAAGGUCGAUGGACUAAAGAAGAAGACGCCCUUUUAAAACAGCUGGUGAGUGGUGCUGAACACUUGGGCAAUGGUUUGCGUUGGGACAGUAUUGCAGCGCACUUUCGUGACCGAAGUGAUGUUCAGUGCCAACAGAGAUGGGCAAAGGUCGUCAACCCCGAGCUUGUUAAGGGACCCUGGACGAAAGAGGAGGACGAAAAAGUGGUAGAACUUGUGCAGCGAUACGGACCGAAAAAAUGGACAUUAAUUGCGCGGCAUCUGAAAGGUCGAAUAGGUAAACAGUGUCGCGAGCGUUGGCACAAUCAUCUUAAUCCAGGCAUCAAAAAAACUGCUUGGACGGAGGCUGAAGAUAUGAUAAUUGUGGAGGCACAUAGAAGAGUAGGUAAUCAGUGGGCAAAAAUAGCGAAACUUCUGCCCGGAAGGACGGACAAUGCUAUUAAAAACCACUGGAAUAGUACCAUGAGGAGGAAGUACGAGGCCGAAGAGGGGAGAACCAUAACAUCACGAGGUCGAGGGAGAAGAAAAAUUAUAGAGUCUGUGUCGUUGACUACAAAGAGGGAUGUUUUAAGUGACGAUCGGUCGAGAAAGCAGCAACAACAACGACAACAGCGCCAACAGACGCCAGUAAACUCUGCUUUAAAUGGAGAGGGUAGCUCAACAGUUACGAGUACGGUGAUCGGUGCGAGUCAGAGUUGUGAUCUCGACCAAUUAGAUUGGACACAAGCCUGGGAACAACAGCAGCAAGAGCGUCAGAUGGCUGAGCGAUGCAAUGAUCAGCAACAACAACAGCAUUUUCAUGAGUCCAUGCAGAUAGAUGACCGCCAGUCUGUUGAAAACCAUUUAGAAUCAUCGCCAAGGAACCGCAUCGAAUCCGUUUCUCCCUUUUCCAAAUACUUUGGAUUAGAGAUGUCGAAUGAACAGCCACAUGUGUCGAGGUCGACGGAAAUCCACUUGCUCCCUAUGCCUGAUCUUGAAGAAGAUUCAGAUCUUCAUGAAAGAGAGAAGACCAGUCCACCGCCAAUUUUGCGUAGACGGCGAAAUAUGCAAUUAGAUCAACAGCAGCAACAACAACAGCAACAGCAACAGCAACAGCAACAUCAUCAGCGACAACAGCAACAACAGCAGCAGCAAUCACAACAGCAGCGUACCGAUACCCCCGACAGCGGCAAUCAAUCGGACUACCUGUUACAAUCUUAUCAUCAGCAGUCCUCAUCUUCGCAAAUUGGCACAGCACCUUCGACUCCGAUAAAGCAGUUACCCUUCAGCCCCUCGCAAUUUCUUAAUAGUCUGAGCCCCGAACCAUCUUGGCCGAGGGCGAGCACACCGAAAGGUAGUCCCGGUUCACUUACUACGCCUCAACCCUCAGCUCUUCGACGAAACGGUACGACGCCUCGGACGCCUACACCGUUUAAAAAUGCGCUUGCCGAGUUGGAGCGGCGUAGUGGGGCAACGACACAAUUGCCAGCGACGCCAAGUCGAUUGGAUGCCCUUACGGAGAUCAUCAAACAGGAAACAGAUCGUGAGAGUCUAGCAGGUACCAGUAAUGGCAGCUUAUUACAGGACUCAGGUUAUGGAACGGGUCGUCGCAGAGGCAAGGAAAAUAGUGCGCCAGGAGGUAAAAGGGCGCGGAAAGCCCUCUGCCAAGCUUGGUCUAGUACUCAUGAAAGCUCCGAGAUGAGCUUUGCUGUCGAAACACCGAGCAAAAGUUUGGAUACAUCUGUCUUGUUUUCACCGGCAUCGAUGGCCUUGGAUGACAGUUUCUUGGCGACUGGGCCAAGUCCCGUAAAGACUUCCCACGACUUUGCGCCCGUACAGCGGAAGCCGAAUGCCAAAAGGGCGAUUUCGUUCGACACGUUCGACAGCCCAAAUGACUUCAGACUGGCCUCGACCAAGCGUACGAAGAUUCAACUGGAAGUGCAGUGGACAGCUGUGGCUUGCGGUCGAACUCGGGAUCAAGUUGAGAUGACGCAGGCAGCUCGGCAGUUCCUCAGCCUGCAUGGUUAUGCACCGUUACGGCCCAGGUCCCUCAACUUUUGACCUAACUUGCCAUCAGCUAAUAGUGAUUGAGCUGUCAAUAGCAGCUGUGGUCCGAUGAUUAUCCAUUAGGCGCCCUGACUGAUAUUUAUAAACUAAUUUUACAAGCCUGCUCUUGUGAUUAUCAGUGCAAAAAAGUUUUUUUGAUGAAUAUUUUUACAUAUGCGAAAAACGAAACAUUCGAACUAAAUUACAACGAAAACGUAAUGUUAUGAUCAGCGAAUAUAAUCAUAAACAUGAAAGUGCGAAAAAGUUCUAUCGAAGGCACAUCGUCACUUGCGCUUAUGUAUGAAACUGCACUCUCAACAAUUUACUUUUUGUAAAAUUUCAUCAGUUCCCCAACCCCAUUCAUAUUCCUAUCCCUUUUCGUCCAUUUUUUCUCUCAGUAGAUAUCUUUUUAACUUCUACAGGGAAGAAAAAUUCUUUAUCUAUAUAUAUUAUAUAUAUAUGUACGCACUACGUGUGUCGUUUUUUUCAU